Messenger RNA from Arachis duranensis, 2531 nucleotides. RefSeq names its product rust resistance kinase Lr10. Gene Ontology annotation, biological process: protein phosphorylation. The coding region runs from base 33 to 2213 and encodes 726 amino acids. NCBI's taxonomy places the organism in Eukaryota, Viridiplantae, Streptophyta, Magnoliopsida, Fabales, Fabaceae. The transcript has 4 exons. Gene Ontology annotation, molecular function: protein kinase activity; polysaccharide binding; ATP binding. The record is from RefSeq and is a predicted model, not a curated record.
ACCAAAAUAAACAGCAGCUCACAAGAACGACAAUGCAAACCCAAGCAUCAUUCCCCUGCUCUUUAAUCACACAAAAAAUUGUAUCACUCCUUUUCACAAUCCUCCUCCUUUUCGAACAACCAUCCACCGCCAAGAAGCACCACUCGCCAUGCCCCCCUUCUUCCUGCGGCCAAAUCCGCAACAUAACCAACCCAUUCCGACUCAAAGGCGACCCAAGCCACUGCGGCAACAAAAGGUACGAACUCGAAUGCGAUAGCAACAACGCCACAGUGCUAACUCUCUUCUCAGGUAACUACCACGUGCACCACAUCGAUUACAAGAAUUACAGCAUCAAGUUGAGUGAUGCGGGUCUCAGCGACAACGCUAAUUGUUCAUUUAUCCCUCGCAAUUUCUUAUAUGAUAGCAGUUUCAAGUUCGCCGUCGGCCCCGACGAUUUCGGAUCGCAACCGUUCACUUUAAACAAUUUCGAUCCAGAUACAGUAGACACUUUCGAUCCAUCAAGAGUAGCGUAUUUUAACUGCACUGAUGCAGUAACUGACGACGCUGCAUAUGUGAAGGUAGAUAUAACCGCAAGUCGUUGUAGUGCCUUGGGCUUAGGGCAUGUGUAUGUAAUGGUGGGAGCAUCGUACAGUGUGACUGAAAUCAAGGUUGGGUGCAGUUUGAUGGUGGCUACGCUUACGGAUAAGGUUCCGGCGGAGAUCGGAGAAGGGAAUAACAACGUUUCUUAUGAGGAGAUCCGGAAGGUGGUUGGCGAAGGGUUUAGCGUCUCUUGGUUGCCGGCGGUUUGCGAGGAGAAGUGUGGAAAGAAGACAAAUUGCAAGGUGGUCAAUGUUUCGACUGGAGAAGUCCAAUGUGACAGGCGCUAUUGCCACUACGCUUACCAUACAACCGAUAAGUGCGGAAUUGCAGAACAGGCUAUCGGUUAUGCUCGAGCUUAUCUCAGAGGCAUUGUAUUUGGAUUAGGAAGUAGAAUAACAUUCAGCACAAGAAACCUGGGCAACCCAGUUGGGCUGGAGUAUUUUGACGGGGGAAUAUUCAUUGGUAGAAAUAUUAUACCAGUAAUACUUGUAACUAGAUACGUACUUGGAGUUGCAGUUCUACUUUCAGUAUUGAUCUACAUAUGGCGACGAAGACAUUGGUCAAUAUAUGGAAACAUUGAACAUUUUUUGCUAGACAGCAAUCUAAAUCCCAUAAGGUAUGAAUACAAAGAAAUCAAGAAAAUGAGUGGUGGUUUCAAAGUGAAAUUGGGUAAAGGUGGCUUUGGGGCUGUAUACAAAGGAAAACUUCGAAGUGGUCCUGAUGUAGCGAUAAAGAUAUUGAACGAAUCCAAUGCUAAUGGCCAAGACUUCAUCAACGAAGUUGCUACAAUUGGAAGAAUACAUCAUGUUAAUGUGGUACGUCUUGUUGGAUAUUGUGUCGAGAAGAAAAAGCGUGCCCUGGUGUAUGAAUUCAUGCCUAAUGGAUCAUUGGAUAAAUACAUUUUCGCCAAGGAAGGGACUUUGCCUUUGAGUUACGAGAAGAUGUAUGAAAUAUCUCUUGGAGUGGCUCGUGGAAUUGCGUAUUUACAUCAAGGUUGUGAUAUGCAAAUUCUACAUUUCGAUAUCAAGCCGCACAAUAUUCUUCUAGAUGACAACUUCGUCCCAAAGGUGUCUGAUUUUGGACUUGCAAAGCUAUAUCCUGUGGAUGAUAGCACUGUCACUUUGACUGCAGCAAGAGGAACUUUAGGCUACAUGGCUCCGGAGUUGUUCUACAAAAACAUUGGAGGAGUAUCUUAUAAGGCUGAUGUCUAUAGUUUUGGAAUGCUUUUGAUGGAAAUGGCGAGUAGGAGGAAGAAUUCAAAUCCUAAUGCCGAUGAAUCAAGCCAAAUUUACUUCCCAUUUUGGAUACAUGAUCAGCUUUAUGAAGAGAGAGAGAUUGAAAUCGAAGAUGCCUCAGAGGAGGAAAAGAGCCUAGUCAAAAAGAUGUUCUUAGUUGCACUUUGGUGCAUACAGCUAAAGCCUAGUGAUCGUCCUUCGAUGAACAAGGUAGUAGAGAUGCUGGAAGGGGAUAACGACGGCAGUCUUGCAUUGCCUCCAAAGCCUUCUUUCUAUUCACAUGAAGCUUCUAGAUAUGUUAAGGAGGUCAAUUCCAACCAAGCGUCGAGCAUGGAUUCCUCUGGUACUAGUUAUCUUGGUGAAACCACAACUGACUAUUCAAUGGAGGAUGAUGAUUAACUAACUAGAACAGAGCAUAUCCAUUUCAUAUAGGAUUAUGAUUAUGUUAUGGCAGUGAUAUGAGUUCUCCAUGUUUGAUGAGAUCACAGAUUCGUUUUUUAUGGCAACAUAAUUGUUGUAUUGUUACCAAGGACUGUGUAGUUUAUCUCAUUCAAUUAGAUCUUUUAGAAUAAUUUUUUGGGUGUGAAUAUCAUUUUGAAGAUGUUGUAAUUUUUAGAACAUUCAAGGCAUAAAAGCUGUAUAUUUUCUUUUGAGUGCUGACAAAAGUUGUAUAUACAAAUUGUAUAAUACUAAUCGAGUUGCUGAUGCGUUAGCUUG